AUGCAAUCCCACUGCACGAGCUCCCCUUACCCCCACUACUCCCCAUCCCUCAAUCUUACACUGCCGUUCCCCCCACUGUUCCACUGCUCUUCCCUCACUGUUCCGCUGCCCUUCGCCCACUGUUCCACUUCUCUUCCCUCACUGUUCUACUGCCCUUCCCCCACGGUUCCACUGCUUUUCCGUCACUGUUCCACUGCCCUUCCCCCGCUGUUCCACUGCUUUUCCGUCACUGUUCCACUGCUUUUCCGUCACUGUUCCACUGCCCUUCCCCCGCUGUUCCACUGCCCUUCCCCCGCUAUUCCACUGCCGUUCCCCCCACUGUUCCACUGCUCUUCCCUCACUGUUCCGCUGCCCUUCGCCCACUGUUCCACUUCUCUUCCCUCACUGUUCUACUGCCCUUCCCCCACGGUUCCACUGCUUUUCCGUCACUGUUCCACUGCCCUUCCCCCGCUGUUCCACUGCUUUUCCGUCACUGUUCCACUGCUUUUCCGUCACUGUUCCACUGCCCUUCCCCCGCUGUUCCACUGCCCUUCCCCCGCUAUUCCACUGCCCUUCCCCCACUGUUCCACUGCUUUUCCGUCACUGUUCCACUGCCCUUCCCCCGCUGUUCCACUGCCCUUCCCCCGCUGUUCCACUGCCCUUCCCCCGCUGUUCCACUGCCCUUCCCCCACUGUUCCACUGCUGAAGGACUUUGAGCAGAAACCAUUAGUAGCCGCAGACCUCCCUCUGAGGAAGGAGCAGAAUGUGAAGGUGCAGGAACUGCAGGUGGCUUGUGCUGAGCUCUCGUCCUUGCCCUCUGGGCGGACUGCUUAUCAGAAGCGUGGUGGUAUCUUCUUCCUCACCGACAGCAGUACACUCAAGGAGAAGAAGCAAGAUGAGCUCUCGAGACUGUCCGCAACUAAUGCCAAAUAG
Molecule: messenger RNA, 912 nt
Organism: Closterium sp. Yama58-4
Lineage: Eukaryota; Viridiplantae; Streptophyta; Zygnematophyceae; Desmidiales; Closteriaceae
Source: the annotation of a GenBank genome assembly